UGCGUGUGCGUGCGUGUGCGAACUCCUUGGAGAAAUGCCAAGGACUGGAGACUGGGACAGUGCCAGCUUUUAUUAAGUCUUUUUGAUGUCACUGAAAUGAGGCACACACCUGAAGUGUCUCACAUGACUGUCUUCAGGGCAGAAGUUUGCAAGUUGCUGGGUUUGCUGUAAACUACCUACGUAGCUAUAAUGACACCAGCCCUCAGAGAGGCAGCAACAAAAGGUCAUGGUAUCCACUUGUCACCUUCUUUGUCCUCUAGAGCUAUGGAGUCUGAUACAGCUUUGUGCAUGGAAAAUUCCAGAGCAGUGGAAGAGAAGAUAAAAGAGGACUCCAUCGCACAGAUUACUUGCUCAGUCCUGGGGUUCCCCACUGCUGAGCCCAACCUCAGAAAUGAUAUCUUCAGUGUACAGCAUUUUGGUUCUCCGCCAGCCUCCAAGUGCUAUCAGUCUGUCUUGUUAAUGAGUACAAAUUCUGCGUUUAGCAACAAAACCGGUAAGCAAACGAAAGCAGGAGAGCUCGACUGCUCCAAGAUGAGAAAUUCAUUACAUAAUGGUGCUGACACAUCAUUUGGUCGGAUUAGUCAUUCAGAACCUGAGGAACAGGUCAAAGGGGAGACAUUUUCAGAGACCACAUCUCCGAAUUUGGCAGAAACACAGAGACUUUUGGAUUCAAAUGUAACCGAAUCCAGUAAUGCAGAAGAAAUGCAGCUUUUAAAUGGUAAAUGGUACAAGAAGAAUGGUUUUUUGGGUAGGGCCUUGGAAGUCUGCACUGAAACAAUAAAAGGGGAUUUAUUACACCAAAUUCUUCACGGGCCUUCAGAAGGGAUUUUGAGCUGCACCCCGGAGGAGGUGUAUGCUCGAUUACUCCAGUGUGUCACUAAGCAACAAAUGGAAAUCAGUCGUGCCAAAAGAACUCAGAAACGUUUACAAACGCUCCUGGCAAAGCAUGUUAUCAAACACUGUGAUCAGCAGCUGAAAUGCUUCGUGAAACAUCAGCUACAAAGAAUGAAGGUUUUCCAUGAGCCAACCCGAUUUUUGAGCAGUAGCUCCCUCAGGUGCACUGAAGGUUGGCCAGAAAACAACACAACUACUUUGGAGAGUAGUUCUAGUACGGAUGUACAGAACGGAGUUAGCGUUGCACCAGGUGAAAUCCAGGGCUUUGCACUUUCUACUGGAGGGCUGCUGUCUCGUGUGGAGAAGGAUCUGGACUCUGAUGCAACAUGUAGCAGCUCAGAUGAAGAUGGUGAGGAAUGGACUGUAAGAACAACUGUGGAAGCCAGCUAUACUUCUGAAUGGAAGUGGCUGGCAGACAGAGCUAGAAUUGGCAGCCGUUGGACAUGGCUUCAAGCCCAGAUUUCAGAACUAGAAUACAAAAUCCAACAACUAACUGACCUUCACAGGCAGAUACGUGCCACCAAGGGGAUGGUGAUCUUAGAAGAAUUCCCAUUUCCAAAAGACAUUUUGAAGAAGCAAAUACAAUUGACAGACCAAGAAGCUUUAUUAAACGCCACAGGGAAUUCGCAAGCUGCCAUUGAGAGACAGGAUUCUUUGCCGGAGCAUGACUUUGAAAUGUCACCCAGCAGUCCUACCCUGCUUUUACGAAACAUAGAAAAACAGAGCGCACAACUGAGUGAAAUCAUCAGCAGCCUAAUUGCUCCACUCAAUCUGUCUCCAGCUUCUUCAUCUCUUUCAUCCAAGACCUGUAGGCACAGACAACUGGUCAAUGGCAUCUCCUUCAGAGCUUCAGACAACAGAGAAGUAUCCUCUUCGAGCAGCUGGUUGCUUGAUCAUCAGCACAUCAAGAAAAGAAGAAGAGACAGGACAAGACUAAGAUCUCUCUCUGUGGCUAAUGUGAGCACAUCUGCCCGAACAAGGCCACUUCAUAGUUUCCAGAAGAGGAAACUCUACAGAAUGCACAGGGCCUGUUACUGGAAUCAGCAGACUUCACCAUCUAGAGAUGCCUCCUUUCCAUAUAAAACUCAGUUACCGUGUAUGGUGCCAGCCUCCGCUUUGACCAGUAGUGAGUACAGCUCAGAAUCUAAAAUACUGGAUUAUGUGCAAGAGCUGGACUCUUCCUUCCAUCCAGUCUUAUCAUUCCCUUCAGAGAUUCCUCUUCACAUAUACUUUGAAACAUUAUUAAGGAAGGAUGACAUCAAAGGAGAACCUGUUGAUACCUCAUCUUUGGGAGCAGAGUUUAAAGCAUCUCCAGACAAUGACUAUAAUCAACAUAAUGUUUCUGUCAAACAAUGGAGCAGUGACUGUUUAUCUAAUUCCAAAUCUCAGUCAGUGUCAGGAACAUCUGACCAGCUGUCAGAGGGAAGAAAGAAAAGGCAUCUAAGUGAGACAGCAGUAGGCGAACGUAAUGGUAGGUUUGAGACAUUCUCCUUUCAACAUGCAGAACCAGAAUCCCAUAGCAGUUUUGCUGCCAUGACCAAUGUCAAUGCGAUGUCUAGGCCCACUCACAGCACUUCAUCACAGCAUAACUCCAGGAGGAGGUUGAGAAGUGAAAGCUCCUAUGAUAUAGACAACAUUGUUAUUCCAAUGUCACUGGUGGCACCAUCGAAGUUGGAGAAACUACAGUACAAAGAAAUCCUUACCCCAAGCUGGAGAGUUGUUGAAUUUCAACCUUUAGAAAGAUCUCAUACAGAUGAAGAAGAGAUAGAAGAUCUGUCAGAUGAAGUUUUUUCCUUACGUCAUACAAAGUAUGAAGAAAGAGAGCGAGCAAGGUGGUCGCUGUGGGAGCAGAGCCGCUGGCCCAGAAGGAAUAGCAGAUCUUACGGACGACACAGCCAAGAUUCGGUGCAGAAAGACCACCACAGCAGCUCCUGUGCCCCGCUGCCUUGCGCUGCUGAACCUGUUCCCGACUUGACGUCAGAAGCACACAGCUCUGUUGGUUCAGGGAUUGCACAACUCUGCAGGGAGAGCCAGGAAGCGAAGUCUGGGCUGUGGGAACUUCGAGUUUUUCCACUAAAAGAUGAAGAGGUAGAAGCUUUACUGUGCCAAGAUCAAAUAACGAGUCAGACUGAAAUGUCAAGUGCAGCUUUCUGCAGCGACUCUCUCUGUACUUCAUGCACACCCAUUGGUUUGCCAGACAAUGGCCAGCCACCAAGAAGACAAUCUACUGAAGAGCCAGAAGACUGCGAAAACGUUUGCCUGGGAAUCAACAAUACAAGAAAACAAAGGUGACAGGGAAUAAUGUAGUUCAUUAAGAAAGCCAAUUAAGGUGGAGAAAAGUGUAAGGUAAAAUCUCUCUUGUUCACACAGCAUAUGACAGCACAAUUCAAAACCUGUACGUUAGCUGCAUAUAAUAUAUUUUCUUUCUUGCUUUGUAACAGGCAGGAUAAAUCCCAAAGACAACACUUUCUUCUUCCUGAACCCCAAGAGAAAGUAAUUAUUUCAAGCUGGAAGUCUAAUAUUCCCAAUGUCGGGAGUGGGCACACAUAAAUUGCUGGCACCAUUCACUUUCUGUUGUCAUAUUGCCACAUCUAUUAAUAAUCAUCCUUUUCUGUUUUGUUUGUUUUCAAAUGCAUUUCUGGUUCUGGUGGAUUCUGUUGCAGCAGGAGAUGCUGUCUACCUUAACCAACAACUUCAACUGACCACAGAAAAACUACUUGAAAAAAUAGUGAGGAGAAGUGAUAGCCUCAGAUUAUUUUCCUGUGUGGCAUGACCAUGGGGCAGAAAUCUGCCUCUCUAAAUGCAUGUGUGUAAUCUGUGUGUAAGGUAAGGGUAGGUGAGAACCAGCAGUUUCAAAGCAGGCGUUCUGGAAGCCUUGCAUCUAGCUUAAAAUCUGUACUCAGCUCUCUGUAGUGCCAGGGCAUGUUUCAUAUAGAUGUCCCUCAAGCAAUAAGAUAGAAAUAGACCACUGCAUUUCAAUAGUCGAUAUAUCUGCUACUCAGAAAGUAGGGUUUCUGCUUCAGUCGUGUGGGUAUAGAGAAAUGGAAGGAAGGAGGAAUCGAGUCAAAUCAGUGACGCAGCUCUUGGAAUAUUGUGGUUUGGGUCAUCUUAACUUCCUUGGUCCUCCAGUAGUAAUGAGGCUCAUAAUAUUUUGCUUUAAUAUGUUAAAGACAAAGUCUCGUUCCAGUUUCUGUACAGUGCCUUGUAAGAGUCUCAUAAGUAUGCCAACAUUUGGUGACUAGCUGAAAAGGGAAAGAUCACUGAUGUCUAGAAGACCAAUAAAGAAAAAAGCCCCAAAGCUUUCCAUUGUGAUUCUGGAUAGAAUUUUAAUUUCCCAGUGAGUUCACAGUGAGGAAACAAAAGCAAGUUGUUUAAACUUGCAUCUGAAUAGCAUAGCUUGGAAUGUAUCUGCAAUCUCAAGAGGUAUUAACAAAGAUUAAACAUUGAAUGUAGGUAUAAUCCAUCAACAGGAGGUUUUUCUGUGUAGGACAGUUGAAGGCAAUUUAAUAGGAGUCUCUGUUUUUGUGCAAAAUUUUCUUCCACAUGUAAUAUCUGGAAUGGCACUGGACAGAUGACCCAGUUUUAGUGUCAAUUUUUUUUUUUUUUUUGGUCAAAAUGACAGCAAAUAUACACUGGGCAUCUGAAAACAGUUCAGUAAAGUUUCAACACUACAACCUAUUGCUACAUUGUAGUUUAUUGCACAUUCUGAUUAUUUUUUUAAACACUUUUUUAACACUGGUUUGUCUUAAACUUGAAUCUUGCCUCAAUGUCUGAUACAAUAAUCUUUGAUGCAAGGUUGGUUUUUUAAUUAAAAGUUAUUUCUAUAUAUGUUGUAUAUAGUCUGAAUUUGAUGGCCUUUUAGAAGUGAAGAAAUAGCAGUAAUGCUUCCUCUUGGCACAGAGACCUGCUUCGCCCAAGAAUGGCUUUGCGAACACACUGAAGCAGCAGCAGCGCUAAGCUUUGCUGUCAUACCAAAGCUCCGCCAGUGCUGUGAGGCUGAGGUCCCCCUCAGCGUCUCAACAGAGAGGUGGAUUUUUCCAUCUCUCUUGUCCUGCAUGUGCAUCUGCUGCUGGGAAAAGGUUUCUGAAAGUUAUGUGUCUCAAAUGCUUUGCAGGUCUUUUCCAUACCCAUCUCUGUUCAUUAAAAAGCCUGAUCCGACCAGCUCUCACCCAGCUUUGUUGUAAGGUCAGGGCUUCCUGCUCUGUCUGAUCCCUGGGGCAGCGUGAGGAGUUUCUGUAAUUUAAGAGAUGGGACAGACGGAGUAAACCAGCUGCCUAGCUGCCUUAACGUGUCCUGAAGGUGCCGUCAGGAAAUGGAAAUGCAGUCCAGCAUUUUACGGGAAGGAGCAAGAGGAGAGUGUUUUUCUAGAUUGGGGGGUGGGAAGGGAAGGGAAGGGUGUUAAAAUGAGGCUGAAAAAACCUGUGUGAAAAGAGCUGGAUUAACCCAAGUUUGGUCAGCCUCGUGGACUGUAAAGCUGUUCCUGCACUGCUGUUCAGUUCCCUGCUGUGGUGUGCUGCUGAACUAUUGUGUUGCUUUUGGGUGAGGCUCCAGUGUGCUGGUCUAGAGCAGCUGCUUGUUACCUUGCCAGCUGCAGGGGCUGCACAAGUGGUUAUCGAUAGGAGCAAGGGUAAGCAUGUUUUCUUUGUCCCCUCUUCAGAUGUUGUCAGCCAUUGUGGGAACCAGCUAAUGCCUCACAAGGCAGCAAUAAAAAAGCUAGCCAAAGAAAGGCCAGGCAGACUGGAAAAAAAAAAAAAUCCCUGGAGAAACUAUAAAAAUGUCCAUUUGGUCAUAACCCUACCCCAUCACUGUCAGAACUCUUUUCUCUAACAUCUGCCUCUCAGCUGGUUAGACCUGUGACAGCAAACUGCAGCUGCCUUCACACAAAGCUGCCUGAGUGACUGCAUGGCCAGACAAGUGUGCCAGAGCACUUCUUCCUCCCCAUGCCCCAGCCAUGGGGCUGUUCUCCAAGUGUUAGUGGUGUGCAGGCUUCUGCCAUCAGGUGAGCGGCACAUGGAAGUGUGGCAGGCAAAGGUCGGUGGGGAGGGGUGAUGAAGAACAGGCUGCAUUUGCUUUUCUCGUGUCACCUGCCUACGUCCAGCAGUCCUGCAUCUGGCAGGGGCAGAUGGGGAACCCUGUGCACACAUGUCAAGUGAGAUGCUUUUUGGGAAGCCCCAGGCUGCUCCUCACCCACAGCACCUCUCAUCAUUUGCCACCUUCUUGCAGCAGACCAGGCA
Messenger RNA from Haliaeetus leucocephalus (bald eagle), 6128 nucleotides. It is a transcript of the gene KANSL1L, whose product is annotated as KAT8 regulatory NSL complex subunit 1-like. The record is from RefSeq and is a predicted model, not a curated record. NCBI's taxonomy places the organism in Eukaryota, Metazoa, Chordata, Aves, Accipitriformes, Accipitridae. The transcript has 15 exons. Gene Ontology annotation, cellular component: NSL complex. The coding region runs from base 190 to 3186 and encodes 998 amino acids. Gene Ontology annotation, molecular function: histone acetyltransferase binding.